Molecule: messenger RNA, 1470 nt
Organism: Cynocephalus volans (Philippine flying lemur)
Lineage: Eukaryota; Metazoa; Chordata; Mammalia; Dermoptera; Cynocephalidae
Gene: IER3
Product: immediate early response 3
Exons: 2
Coding region: 316-789 (157 amino acids)
Biological process (GO): DNA damage response; negative regulation of apoptotic process
Cellular component (GO): nucleus
Source: RefSeq, a predicted model, not a curated record
CUGAACCAUCUCCUAAGCUGUCGUGGGCCCUUCUCCAGCUGCCUCAUGCCCCGACACGUGCCUGCAGAUCGAGAUCUCACCGCCCCCACACACGACUCACACACAAAGUGCACUUGGGCGCCUAGUGUUGCACAGGCAAAGCAAGUCUUCACGCCCUCCCUUUACUUCAUCGUUGGAAUUUCCAGCCGGCUCCAGCUAACCGCUCCCCAGCGGCAGGAGGAGGAGUUAGAAGGGCCCGCCCAAUUCUCUGGCGUACAUAACUAGCUCUACAGUGCUGCAGCUCCGCACUCAGCCUUACGCUUCGCUCAGAGCACUAUGUGUCACUCCCGAAGCUCCCAACCCACCAUGACCGUCCUGCGGGCUCCGACCCCAGUCCCUUCUACCAGCCCGGGCCCCCGACGAGGCUCCGGUCCCGAGAUCUUCACCUUUGACCCUCUCCCGGAGCCCGCAGCGGCCCCAGCCGCGCGCCCCAGCGCCUUUCGCGGGAACCGAAAACGCAGCCGCAGGGUUCUCUACCCUCGAGUGGUGGUCCGGCGCCAGCUGCCAGCCGAGGAACCGAACCCCGCCAAAAGGCUCCUCUUUCUCCUGCUCACAAUCAUCUUCUGCCAGAUUCUCAUGGCUGAAGAGGGUGCGCCGGCGCCCCUGGCUUCGGAGGAUGCCGCCAGCGCCACGUCCCCGGCGCCCACCCUUGCGCCCCCGGUCUUCGAGCCCCUUAAUCUAACCUCGGAGCCCUCGGACUACGCCCUGGACCUCAGCACUUUUCUCCAGCAACACCCGGCGGCCUUCUAACCGUGACCUCCCACACACCCAGAAAAGAACCUGAAAAAACAGAAUCACCAGGCGUACCUGGUGCUCGAGAGCGUAUCCCAAACUGGGACUUCCGAGGCCACUCAAACUCAACACUACAGGGAGACGCCAGCGGUGCUUGGGGAGAGACGAAGGCCUGGACACGCCGAGGCUAGGCCCGUGGGGGAGGAGAGGUCCUUAACUUAUUUCUCAUUGCUUCUAAUUAAUAUUUAUAUGUAUUUAUGCAUAUCCUCCUAGGUGAUGGAGGGGCGUAUGUAAUAUUUAUUUUAACUUAUGCAAGGGUGCGAUAUGUGCCCCUGCUGUAAAUGCAGAUCAACGGGUAUUUAUCGAGCUUUGUGGGGCUGGUGGAGGCAGGGCACCUAGAACUGGGCAGUGGGAGAAGGAAUGGGAAGAGUGGGGGAGGACUCCCGGGCUGGAGUCAAGGAUGGGGGCGGGUCGUAGGUUUAGGGGUGACACUCUCCGUCCUCUAGCAUCUCAACUCUGCCGGUCUACCGUGUGAAGCUUCGGCCAGCUGUUGGGAAUAAGAUCCCUGGCCUUCGACCUCCUGGAAGUUGCCCCUAAGGGGAAGCUGCGGGGUUGGGGUCGGUGGGCUAUCAGGGGGCGGCUGCCGGGGUCGCCCAGUAUGUUCUGUGAACACAAAUAAACUUGGAUUUACGAUCAGCA